Messenger RNA from Solea senegalensis (Senegalese sole), 3108 nucleotides. RefSeq names its product IQ motif containing K (gene iqck). The record is from RefSeq and is a predicted model, not a curated record. Gene Ontology annotation, molecular function: protein binding. Bases 134 to 1102 code for a protein of 322 amino acids. The transcript has 9 exons. NCBI's taxonomy places the organism in Eukaryota, Metazoa, Chordata, Actinopteri, Pleuronectiformes, Soleidae.
GUGUGAAUAUUAUCUUUCUGUCCAUUGUUCUGCCUUCUGUUUUUAAAUGUUGUGCUGUCACCGGAAGUCGCUAUAACUACUUCCUUGGCAACUUAAGAGUCCUUGACGACCACUGGAGGGAGCGAGAGGAAUAAUGGCGGAUGAAUUCGGUGCCCAAAAAUCACUUUGGCAACAAGUGUGUGAAGAGUUUGAAGCGGAGCGGCCCACUUCUCCCAGUGCUGAUGAGAUGAUGAGUGACAGCAGCUCAGUCAGCUGCCAGUUUUCCCAGUACAGCGUCAACACACACUUCCCAGUCUUCCACGGACUCACCACAGACGAGGUUUUUGUGGAUGACGACCCCCUGAAAGACUUUGACCCACUUCUUUCCCACUCUGCUCUUGCUGACGACACGGUGUCAGGGACACAGAAUUGUCCAUCAUCGCCUCCACAAGUCCAACGUCCUGUCACAUGUUUUAUGGAGAAGAAGGUGUUUCCUGUGUUGUUGCCUGGACUGGAGGCUCUGCUGAGAGAAGCGCAGAAACACAGCUGUUUCCAGAGGAAAAUAACAGCGUUUAACCCAUGUGACUUCCUCGCUGAAUGGCUAUACAAUCAUAAUCCUCGCAGACGUGGACACUCCCCAGUGAACUUCUGUGACAUCCCCUUUGUCCAGGACUGGCUCAGCAUGCAUCCCCGGCGCCCCAUUCCUCUGUUUCUACGCCUCAGUGAAGAUGCGGCUGCUCUGCUCAUUCAGGCUUUCUGGAGGGGACACAAGAUCAGAGCACGCCCAGAUGUGCAGGAGCUGCGCCAGUGGCAGAAAAGACUGAGAGAGAACCGCGAUAUUGUCAGAACUGUUGAGGAGUUUUGGGCCCAACAAGAAAGCCGAGUGGGCUCAGCUAUGCUACAUCUCCCAGGAAGCCCCCAGCCUGGUAACUCUGAUGUGUCCGUCCAAGUGGUUUCUCCAACCCCCCAGAGCACCGUGGUCCACACCCCCACCACCACCCAGACAAUGCCUGAGGCUGGUGCGUGGCUGACCCCCGGCCUGUGUGUUGUGGAGGAACCGCCACUGAAUAAUCUCCUGAGUGCAGUGUCUCCAUCAUUACAUGGACUUCACAACCUGAGCUAAAAAAUGUGUUCUGAGUACAAUGCUUUUCUGGCACGUACAGGCUAUUAAACCCUAUUAGGUUGAUGUCAAAUUGACCAAAGCGAUCAGUCAAACAAUCCAUUAAAAUCGUCUGUAAGCAGUUGGAUAUGUAAGCAGGGAUUUAUGGGCGAGAGAACCAUUUCUAAUUAGUUGAUUGCUUUCAUUGCCUUUUUGAUGUAAUAGUGUCAAACCUCUUUAUUUCCUCUCAGUGCCUCGGGGUGAAAGCUCACUGGGAGACAACCAGUCACAUUUCCUUGACUUGUCAUGUCCCCUUUGUACAUAUCGCUCCACAAAACCAUUCAAGUCAGGAACUGAGGCCAGAGUGAAAGGUGACAGGGCGUGCACUGACGCUAGGAAAGGAAAUCACAUUGUCAUGGAAACAGAUAGUGUUUACCACUGUGUGAUUGUCAUAUUUAGUCACAUAUCAUCUCACUAUAAGUGAUAAUAACUCUGUUAUAUAUCGCACAAUGCAUCACAUUAUGUGCUAUUUAAUCAUACGAAUGUAAUGGACAAGAUGAAAAACAUUAUUACACAUGUUUACUGAACUUGUUUACUCCUUACUAAUGAACAAACAUUUACUCAACAUUAGCUGAGAUAUUUCUGAGAUAUACAAUACAUUCAACUACAACUAUAAGAGUCUAUGGCGUUUAUUAGGAGUAUGACUGAAAGCAGAACGAGGCGACCACAGAAAGUCCCAGAAGUGAAAUCUACUGGUUGUUCAUCACAUUGACGGGAGAAAUAAAUGCUACUUGUCUCUAGCCACCAAACGCGUCCUCAGUCAGAGCCGACGUUAUGUGCACAGCAUUCAAAUGAUGUGUCGUCGUUUCUGUUCACCAAGACCAAACAGAAGCAGAGUAACAACAUCAACAGCCAAUGUCAACAAAAGUUACGCACUGCAGCUGACAGUGUUUUGAGUAAACUGAGUCAAAUUAAAUGCACUGCUGGCACUUUCCCUUCUUGAACUUAGUGUACCCGGGGAGGAAACUCCUUGUUUCCUCCCCACUGACUGUGGUGCAGUGAGGUAAAGGGGUUUUGUGACAAAUGUCUUUCCUGACCCUCUCAGUCAAUGAUGCACAUCAGCUCUCAGUGAGGCGUGGGACUGGGGAGGGUCAUGUGUCUUCCUUUGCAGGUUUGUAGAUUUCUGCGGGACAGCUGCCACGGGGUAAGGUUGAUAAAGCAGCACAUUUUCCCUCUGCAGACAUCUGAUAGCACCGCCAGCUCCACAGAGUCUGGCAGCAUUGGGCCAGACUCUGAAACUGGAUCACACCGCAGUGGGUGCUAGUCUGUCAUAGCAAAGGCAGAUAACACCUGGUUCUGAGUAGCAGGCUGAAGACGGAAGUGUUGAAUACAACUGUGUUUACACACAGACAUCCUGACUUAAAAUGAUUCCAGGUCUGUGUGGACCGAGAAUUAUUAUUAUUGUUGUUAUUAUUAGUAGUAGUAGUAUUAAUAAAAGGCAAAGGACAACUAUUACGUAGUUCCCGUCUGAUCGCUGUAGCAGAGGCAGUAGAAUAACAUAGUGACAGCAAGGCUGAUAGGGAUUUUAAAUAACAUGGAUGUUGGCAUUUAUUUUAUUAUGUUUUUUACAUAUGUUUUUAGUCGCUGCCACACUGUGUAAUUAGUUUCAACACCAUAAUGACAGGUUUGAACACAAAAAAGUUAAAUUUUUUAGCUAUAAAUCAAACCACUAAAAUAUACAGUAUGUAGUAAGACAAGAAAAUGAGCCUGAGCUUGGUCAAAAAUAGCCCGGUACAGUUGUCAUUAAUUGUUGUACGACAUAUACAAUUGGUUAAACGCAAAUUGAUGGCAAAAUGCUUUUUUUUUUUUUUGCUUUGUACCAAAUAUCUGAUUUUCUAAGCGUAUGGAAAACAUAAAGGCCAUAACAAAAUCUGCCUAAAGUGUCAGCUUUAAAGACUAGUAACUUCCUGUCACCUCUAGUUGUCUGCUAUGAUUUUGUAGUCACAUUAAAGGUCCAGUGUGCAAAAUUA